Cloeon dipterum is the source of this 545-nucleotide messenger RNA. Its product is annotated as cuticle protein 21-like. NCBI's taxonomy places the organism in Eukaryota, Metazoa, Arthropoda, Insecta, Ephemeroptera, Baetidae. The coding region runs from base 130 to 441 and encodes 103 amino acids. The transcript is spliced from 2 exons. The record is from RefSeq and is a predicted model, not a curated record.
UCUCACUGCGCGCGUGAGAAAAAGGGAGGCGGAAUGCCUUGGGAGGGGCCAGCCACGCCGCUCUAUAAAACCCUCGCCGGGUCCUCGACAGGUAUCACUUGACUUGCAAGUAAUCAGCUAACCGCAGCCAUGUACAAGCUCUUCGUUUUCGCCGCCGUCCUGGCCGUCGCCGCCGCUGGUGUCACCUCCUUUGGUGCCCUCCCCUACCCCUACGCCGCCGCUCCCCUGGCCUACUCGAGCCAUUAUGCCUACGGCGCCCCUCUGGCCUACAACGCCGCCCCUCUGGCCUACAACCACGCCAUCGCCGCCCCCGCUGUCGCUGCCUACGCUGCUGCCCCCGUCGCCUAUGCCGCCCCCGCUCCCGUCACCUACGCAACUGGCCAGAAGAUCACCUACUCCGCCGAGCCCGUUGAGCAGCACGGCUACAAGAUCGCUUACUAAAUAGUCCAUCACCAAUUUUUGUAAAAACGCACGCUCGUUCGCAUGACACCUAGAACGAGGUAGACUGUUUAAUUUAAUAAAUUUAUUUGUCUCUCAUCGGAAAA